AUGAUUUCUAGGAUGUUGAGAACUGGUUUUAUUCGAAGAGCAGCUUGCUUCCGUUCUUUUCAAGCUUCUGUUCCAUCCUACCGACCUCUUUCUUUUACUGCUUUUCGUCGUAACAAUAAUCAAGAAAUUACAAAGUCCGCCGCUCAAGAGCUUGCCAGUGCUAAAGAGGCUUCUGAUUUGAUCGGCCCUGGUGGCCAUGAAGGCGAAGUUCCUACUGAUAUUGAACAAGCCACUGGUUUGGAACGUUUGGAACUCUUGGCCGAAUUGGCUGGUCAAGAUGCUUUCGAUAUGAAGCCUCUGGAUGCUUCCCGUAAAGGAACAUUAAAUGAACCUAUCAUUGUCACUUCUCUUGAUCCCUUCCGUCACGUUGGCUGUAGUGGAAGUCCCUCUGGCUCUCACGAUUUGGUUUGGAUGACUGUCAACGAGCAAAAGCCUCGCCGUUGCCCCGAAUGUGGUUCUGUCUACAAAUUGAAGUACAAUGGUGAUCCUCACGCAUCUCAUCAUUAA
Molecule: messenger RNA, 507 nt
Organism: Schizosaccharomyces osmophilus
Lineage: Eukaryota; Fungi; Ascomycota; Schizosaccharomycetes; Schizosaccharomycetales; Schizosaccharomycetaceae
Gene: cox4
Product: cytochrome c oxidase subunit IV
Exons: 2
Coding region: 1-507 (168 amino acids)
Biological process (GO): mitochondrial electron transport, cytochrome c to oxygen
Cellular component (GO): mitochondrial envelope
Source: RefSeq, a predicted model, not a curated record